GUUUCACAAUGUUUACGAGCACCCCAGAGUUCAGCGCGGAACUCUGGGUUAGGCUUUAGUUGGCCUUCAUGUUGAGUCGUGGUGUGCGAGAGAGUGGUCAUUGAAUGGUUUCAAACAACCGGGAGUUUUAUCAAUACAUUAUUAUUUUCAAAAACGUUAUCACAGUUAUUCAUUCAUCAGUGUAGUUUUGUGAAGGAACAUGGUGUCAUUGAAGCGGGAGAGGAAUCCGGAGCUGGAAGAUGGGGAGGAUGAUGUCCCAGCCAAAGCCGGACGCUCACAGGAUGUUGCUGAAGAUCACAGGAGUCGACAUUGCCCGUAUUUGGACACUAUCAACAGGAGUGUGUUGGACUUCGAUUUUGAAAAGCUGUGCUCCAUUUCCCUCUCUCACAUUAACGUCUACGCCUGCCUCAUUUGUGGGAAAUAUUUCCAAGGUCGUGGACUGAAGUCCCAUGCCUACACCCACAGCGUGCAGUUCACCCAUCAUGUCUUCCUCAACCUGCACACCCUCAAGUUCUACUGCCUGCCGGACAACUAUGAGAUCAUCGACUCGUCCCUGGAGGAUAUCACGUACGUCUUGAAGCCCACUUUCACCAAGCAGCACAUCGCAAACCUGGACAAGCAAGGCAAGCUGUACCGUGCCUACGACGGCACCACGUACCUGCCAGGCAUCGUGGGGCUCAACAACAUCAAGGCCAACGACUAUGCCAAUGUGGUCCUGCAGGCUCUGUCCAAUGUGCCCCCAUUGAGGAACUACUUUUUGGAGGAGGAGAACUACAAGUCCAUCAAGAGGCCCCCUGGGGAUAUCAUGUUCCUGUUGGUGCAGAGAUUUGGGGAGCUGAUGAGGAAACUGUGGAACCCACGCAACUUCAAGGCUCAUGUCUCUCCCCAUGAGAUGCUACAGGCUGUGGUGUUGUGCAGUAAGAAGAACUUCCAGAUCACCAAACAGGGAGAUGCUGUGGAUUUCCUGUCCUGGUUCCUGAACGCCCUGCAUGGUGCUCUUGGUGGAACAAAGAAGAAACCUUCAAUAAUAACCCAGGCUUUCCAGGGCUCCAUGCGCAUCUUCUCCAAGAAACUGCCCCACCCUGACUUGCCGGCGGAGGAGAAGGAGGCUCUGCUGGCCAACGAGGAGUACCAAGAGAAGAUGUCCGAGUCCACCUUCCUGUACCUGACCCUUGACCUGCCCACCGCCCCUCUCUACAAGGACGAGAAGGAGCAGCUCAUCAUCCCCCAGGUCCCCCUCUUCAACAUCCUGGGCAAGUUCAACGGCAUCACUGAGAAGGAGUACAAGACCUACAAAGAGAACUUCCUGAAGAAGUUCCACUUGACCAAACUACCUCCGUAUCUCAUCUUCUGCAUCAAGAGAUUCACCAAAAACAACUUCUUUGUGGAAAAGAACCCCACCAUCGUCAAUUUCCCUAUCACGAACGUGGACCUGCGGGAGUACCUGACCGAGGAAGCCCAGGUCACGGAGAAGCACACGACCUAUGACCUGGUGGCCAACGUGGUGCAUGAUGGGAAGCCCAACGAGGGAGCGUACCGUAUCCACGUGCUGCAUCAUGGGACUGGGAAGUGGUACGAACUACAGGAUCUGCAGGUGACUGACAUACUGCCUCAGAUGAUCACUCUUUCAGAGGCGUAUAUUCAGAUCUGGAAGAGACAAGAGAGCGAAGAGGAAAACAGCCACAUGGGGGCGUGAGAGCAGCGCUGCUCAGGUCCACACAGGGAGCCGGGUCUCGGCAGAGCGAGGUCUUUUAGUUUUGUUUUAAUCUCAUCUAUACAAACGAUACAUUUCUCCACUGCUGGCUUUAUAAAACCACACACAUGGGUGCUUACAACAGUGGACUGUGAAAGUCGCCUAGAGCAAUUGUUUUUCCAUUUGUUUUUCUCUCUAAAACAAUCUUCUUUUAAGGUUCUUACAAUUCGGUGCGUCAUCUCCACCACCAGUCUGACAGUUGCCAACCGUGUCAGGUGCCCUUUUGUAUUUUGUCUUGUCAUUAUAUUUAAUAAGGAGAACUCCCCAAAAUCUGUAAAUAAAUUUUGGUAAAAAAAGAUGUUUGAAUGCCAUUUUGUUCUGGGGUAUUGAUCUAAAGGGGUAUUUCACCUUUGACCUUUGCAUUGAAGAGAAACUGUCCAGUGGUCAUUCUGGUACUAAAAAACUUCUAGUAUGUUAUGUAGUGUUUACUCAGAUUUGUUUUUUUAUGUUAAACUGUGAUUUAUUGUUUUUUUUUUAUAAAUAUCAGUCCAUGUGUACGCCCUGGUUUUGAGCGAGCAGUGGGCUUUCCAUUCUGGGUCUUGUUCAUCUUAAAAAUGAUGGGAUCUGUUUGUGUAGAUAGAGUGCAGGACCGAUGGACUAAGAGGUUCAAAGACAGUCCAGUCCCCCCGGGAGUCAGGAAUUAUAUAGCCAUGACUGGACACUUGGGGUCACUUCGCUGUUACAGGGUUCCCUUCCACUUCAGAUAAGGGUUCUCCCCACAGAGGACCUUUUUAGAUUUCCAUCUCGCAGAGAGUUGAGUGAUGGUUUUCAAGCUGGGCGGAUCCUGACGCUGGGAUCUGACGGCUGAGGUUGCGUGUCCUGACGACAGCCUGUGACAUCAGAAUGAGAUGGCACUUCACUUGGAUAACUCCGACGACAUGCCCAGGAGGCUAGGAAUCCUACCUUGGGCUUGGAAGAGACGGCUCAUGAUGGCUCAUGAUGUUUAAAAACAUGAUUGCCUGGACCAGGACAAUCAUCAGGCCUUGUUGGUGUUUUCUUUUCCUCUGUGCCCACAUGGUCUUGUUGCUAUAAAUUUAUUUACUAUAAAAAAAAUCUUGCAAAGGGCAGCACAGCUGAUAACAAAUUUGAGUUUGGAUUAAAAAAGCUUUGUAAACCGCGUGUAGAAGAAUAAAGAUGUUAUGUGUA
This is a messenger RNA of Lepisosteus oculatus (spotted gar), 2899 nucleotides long. It is a transcript of the gene usp39, whose product is annotated as ubiquitin specific peptidase 39. The record is from RefSeq and is a predicted model, not a curated record. Gene Ontology annotation, molecular function: cysteine-type deubiquitinase activity; zinc ion binding. NCBI's taxonomy places the organism in Eukaryota, Metazoa, Chordata, Actinopteri, Semionotiformes, Lepisosteidae. Gene Ontology annotation, biological process: mRNA processing; spliceosomal complex assembly; protein deubiquitination.